AUGUUGGCAAUUUCAACAUCUUCAAUCUUCUUUAGCUUGCCAAUGAUUUCAAGUGCAAGCAGUUCCUUGUGUCUUGGAGAUUUGCAGUGGCGCCUAUUUUACACAUCGAUACCUCUAAUCGUUGUUGGAGUUGCUGGCCAAUUAAGCUCCUUAGACGCAUUCUUGCUUCAACAAAUACCAUUGAUUAGAUCUGCAAAGGAUCAACAGCAACUGAUCAACCAGAUGCCUCAAAUAAUGUUUGGCAUAAUUUGCUUGGUGGUUGCUACUCUUCAGUUUUUCUUGAGAUCAUCUUCUUACAUUCGUGUCAAACCAUCUGGAAGUCGAAUCACAAGCUUGUUUAGAGUUAUUAUGGAGGCCUGUAUAAAGAUUCAACUUUCGUGCCCACAGGAUCCUAGGGAGCUCUACAAGAAGUAUGACCUUGGAAACGAUCAGGAGCUACUGCCUCACACAAACCAUCUCAGGUUUCUAGACAAAGCAGCCAUCCUAACUCGAUCACAAACUAUUAAGGAACAAGAGAACCAGAAAUGGAGGUUUGCAGGAUCACUAAAGUGGAAUAAACUAAACUAUUCUUCACAAUGA
This is a messenger RNA of Ilex paraguariensis (yerba mate), 579 nucleotides long. Lineage: Eukaryota; Viridiplantae; Streptophyta; Magnoliopsida; Aquifoliales; Aquifoliaceae. The record is from the annotation of a GenBank genome assembly.